Messenger RNA from Melanotaenia boesemani (Boeseman's rainbowfish), 4578 nucleotides. RefSeq names its product LARGE xylosyl- and glucuronyltransferase 1 (gene large1). Bases 606 to 2873 code for a protein of 755 amino acids. Lineage: Eukaryota; Metazoa; Chordata; Actinopteri; Atheriniformes; Melanotaeniidae. The transcript has 15 exons. Gene Ontology annotation, molecular function: xylosyltransferase activity; glucuronosyltransferase activity. The record is from RefSeq and is a predicted model, not a curated record. Gene Ontology annotation, biological process: protein O-linked glycosylation via mannose.
GACUCCGGUCCGCUGUGAUCCAGUCCGGUUUCCGGUCCGUCCCUCCCAGAAUCCGGCGCUGUGAUUGGACGCUGGCUGCUCGUCAGAAAGAAAGAGCUGCUGUGUUGAGGCCGAACUCAGACACGCGUCCAGGACCAGGACCAGGACGAACUGGAAUACCCGAGUGGAAGGGAUCUGUACGGUACCGGCGGCUCGGAGGCAUCUUACGGACCGAGUCUGAGCGGAGCUGCCGCGGGUCUUUGGUACUCGUCUCUCCGCCGCGUGCCGCUGUGUUUGGGUCACAGAGAUCCAGAUCCGCCGCCGUGUGGCCCGUCUCAGACCAAGUCUGUCCGGAGCCGGAGGACCCAGGUCGACUCCUCCGCUGGCGCCGGAGGCUGCCGAACCGGACCGACAGCCCCGCAGAGCUCAGCCUGGAUGGAUCCUUCAGCGCCGCUUCAUUUGCGUCAGAACAGCGGAAAGAGUGAGAGAACUGCGGCGGUCUCCUGUUGAACCCGCAGACCCGGACUGCGGAGGAUCCGCAUCAGUGCAAUGAAUCACCCUGGACAGCAGCUGCUACCCACAUAGAGGUCCCUUUACCUCUCUUUCCUUGUACUUUGCUCUGGAGGAUGCUGGGAAUGUGUCGCGGGCGCAGAAAGUUCCUGGCGGCCUCUCUUGGCUUGCUCUUCAUCCCGGCACUCACCUGGCUUUACCUGUCAGUUGGGAGUUUUCAAGUGAAGCCCCUCCCACUCUCUCCAUUGGAAACUCAGUCGUCGGCCCCGGUGGGCGGAGCCGGUGAGCGACAGGCCUUAGAGCUGAGGGUGCGGGCCGUGGAGGAGGAGAACCGGGCGCUACGCCGGGAGCUCAGCCGACCUCCUAGGAACCCCUCCGCUCGCCUGCCAAACAGCGCCCACCCAGGGAACCAAAGCCGGACCCACUCGGAGGAGGGAACCGGUGACAACGAGGGCCAGAAGCAUGCUGCCGUGGGAAACAGCUCAGACUGCAUCCAUCAGCCUGUGGUGGAUAAGUGUGAGACCAUCCAUGUGGCCAUCGUUUGUGCAGGUUACAACGCGAGCCGAGACGUGGUGACGCUGGUUAAAUCUGUCCUCUUCCACAGGCGGAACCCUCUUCAUUUCCACUUUAUCACCGACUCCAUCGCCCAGCAGAUCCUGUCCUCUCUGUUUCACACCUGGAUGGUCCCCGCUGUCAGAGUGGACUUCUAUGAUGCCGACGAGCUGAAGUCUGAGGUCUCGUGGAUCCCUAACAAACAUUACUCUGGGAUCUACGGCCUGAUGAAGCUGGUGCUCACCAAGACGCUGCCUGCAGACCUGCAGAGAGUCAUCGUUCUGGACACUGACAUCACUUUUGCCACCGACAUCGCUGAACUCUGGGCCGUCUUCCACAAGUUCAAAGGUCAGCAGGUUCUGGGUCUGGUAGAGAACCAGAGCGACUGGUACCUGGGGAACCUGUGGAAGAACCACCGACCCUGGCCGGCUCUGGGGCGAGGCUUCAACACAGGAGUUAUUCUGCUUCUCCUGGAUCGGCUCCGGAAGCUCAGAUGGGAGCAGAUGUGGAGGCUGACUGCAGAAAGGGAACUAAUGAGCAUGCUGUCCACCUCCCUGGCCGACCAGGACAUCUUCAACGCUGUGAUCAAGCAAAACCCGUUCCUGGUUCACCAGCUUCCCUGUUUCUGGAACGUCCAGCUGUCGGACCACACCCGCUCCGAGAAGUGCUACAAAGACGUGUCGGACCUGAAGGUCAUCCACUGGAACUCUCCCAAGAAGCUGCGUGUGAAGAACAAGCACGUGGAAUUUUUCCGGAAUCUCUAUCUAACCUUCCUGGAGUACGAUGGGAACCUGCUGCGACGGGAGCUGUUCGGCUGUCCGAGCGAGGCCGACCACAACAGCGAAAACCUCCAGAAGACUUUGUCCGAGCUGGAUGAAGACGAUCCAUGCUACGAGUUUCGUCGAGAGCGGUUCACCGUCCACCGAACGCAUCUUUACUUCCUGCACUACGAGUAUGAGCCCAGCUCUGACAACACCGACGUCACCCUGGUGGCCCAGCUCUCCAUGGACAGGCUCCAGAUGUUGGAGGCCAUCUGUAAGCACUGGGAGGGCCCCAUCAGCUUGGCCCUGUACCUGUCGGACGCUGAAGCCCAGCAGUUCCUUCGAUACGCUCAGGGAUCCGAAGUGUUGAUGAGUCGUGGUAAUGUAGGUUACCACAUCGUCUACAAAGAGGGACAGUUCUACCCGGUCAACCUCCUGAGGAAUGUGGCCAUGCAGCAGGUCAACACCCCCUACAUGUUCUUAUCCGACAUUGAUUUCCUGCCCAUGUAUGGCCUCUACGAGUACCUAAGGAAGUCUGUGGUCCAGCUGGACAUGGCCAACACCAAGAAGGCGCUGGUUGUUCCAGCCUUUGAGACGCUGCGAUACAGACUUUCGUAUCCAAAGUCCAAGGCGGAGUUGCUAUCCCAGCUGGACAUGGGGACCCUCUUCACUUUCAGGUACCACGUGUGGACUAAAGGCCACGCACCAACUAACUUUGCUAAGUGGAGGACAGCCACCACCCCAUAUAGGGUGCAGUGGGAGGCAGAUUUCGAGCCCUACGUGAUGGUGAGGAGGGACUGCCCGGAGUACGACCGCCGCUUCGUGGGCUUCGGCUGGAACAAGGUGGCUCACAUCAUGGAGCUGGACGCCCAGGAGUACGAGUUUGUGGUUCUGCCCAACGCCUACAUGAUCCACAUGCCUCACGCACCCAGCUUCGACAUCACCAAGUUCCGCUCCAACAAGCAGUACCGGGUCUGCCUGAAGACCCUGAAGGAGGAGUUCCAGCAGAACAUGUCGCGCCGCUACGGCUUUGCUGCCCUGAAGUACAUGACAGCUGAGAACAACAGCUAGCCUCCACCGCAAACCCUCAGACCCCCACCACCCAACUACUGACACUUUCCAUGGGUUGGGGGGUUGGGGGUGGAGAACACAGACGUGGGGCUCCAUGGAUCCUGGAACUGGAGUCCUUCAGACUUUUGUCAGAACAUGUGACCGCUCUGUGUGACUGGGGGGUCUUUAUGUCCAUGCUUUGUUCUCUGCUGUGGGUGGUGGAGAUGAUCCAGCUGUGUGGGCCCAGAGCUCCAGCUGUGCAGCCUAAUGGGCAGCGUUUCAAUGCCUCGCCAUGUUUGUGAAUGAACGUGUGUGUGCAGGUGGAUGAAAUGUGUGUGUGUUCCUCCAGUACUGUGCUUUACAGAAACCUCAAACCUAGAUGAACAGGUGGAGGGUUGAAGCUUUCAGCGUGUCCUAGCUGACAGAGCUGGAGCGUGUCGCUGUCACGGCGACGCGAGCAGCCAGUCGGCCCGCCAUCUGCUGCCGUGACUCACCCGGACCAGGACGAAUCUCCUCCUCUCAUGAUGGUGUGAGGACAGCUGCAGGUUGCAUUCAGGGCUGCGCCACCUCAGAUCCCGACACAGCUGCUGUUUGAAUAUUUGAAUCUGAUCCCAGUCCAGUCUGCACAAACCUGCUGGAGUCAGAAACAAGGUCUGGUUGUCAGAAAGCAGACCUCCUGUCACAUUCAGCUGAAACCUGAUUAUCAGCAGUUACACUGAGAUUAUUGAUCAUGUUCAGAUGGAAAAUCUGACUUUAUUAUUAUAGUUGGUGAGUAGAAAAGUAAAACGUCUCAGAAUUAAUCACAACUGGAUAAAAGUCAUCCAGUAUUGCUGUGAAAACUGCAGCUGCAGGGAAUUGUGGGUCAGAAAAGAUGCUCCAGUGUUUCCUAAAGAAGACGAUGAAGGAAGCUCCUUCCUGCUCACCCACUCACAGUAGGUUGAAUCUGAGUCUUUACUUAUUGAUGACAAAAACUCCACGUUCUGAGGUUCUGAUUUUUACAAAUAAGUUAAUCCAUCAGAUUUUAGAAAAGAAUGUGCAGAUGAUUGAGUCAUCCUCCAGUCAGGACAGGAAACAGGAAGUUCUGUCCAGAUUUCAUGAGCUUCGUGACUGGAGGGGAAGGAGGUGUUGGAUGUCCGGUUCUCCAGAUCAAUAGCACCCGCUGCGAGCUGAUUCACUAACUCAUGGUCUUAGCGAGCUGUCGCUCUGCUUCCACCAUGCGAGGCAGUCGGAGGUCAGACUGAUCCCAGAUCUGCUGCAGCAGCUUCCAGACGUCAGCGGUUAAGCCUGCAGGAACGAUGCUGAAUGUCAGAGCGUAACUUCUUCUACUCUCAUCCCGAGAAGCAGAUCCUGUAGAGUCCUCUUCCUCACAUCCACCACUCACUGAGGAGGAGAUUUCAGCUCAGUCAUGUAUCACAUGACAGCGUGACGCUAUCAGUUGGACUGUCAGAAGUUUGAGGAAACUAAGAUGUCACUGUUUGCAGCAGCCACAAACCCGGAGGCUUAGGGCCCCGAGGGGCCUGGUGGCCCCUGGUCAGGCGCAUAGGUCUGUAUUCAGAGCUCAGGGGAAGAUGUGCUGCUGUAUGUUUGUUAGUCUCUGUGUACAUGAAGCUGCAGGAGGACUCUGUGUGUGUGUGACGUUUGGUGUGUGUGUUUGGCUCUGCAGGGUGGAGGUCGGACGGAGCUGACUGAAUCUACUGCCUGAAUAAAAGCAACGAGUCAAACACUG